AUGCCUAAGUAUGCCAAGUUCUUGAAGGAGUUUCUUAUAAAUAGGAAGAAUAUGGAAGAGGUGUCAAAGGUGGUUCUUAAUGAAAAUUGUUCGUCUGCAAUGUUGAACAAAUUGCGAAAGAAAAUGGGUGACCCGGGUAGUUUGACCAUGCCAUGCCAAUUCGGGAAUUUAGCUACUAGUUAUGCAUUGGCUAAUUCGGGGACAAACAUAAACCUUAUGCCAUAUUCAUUCUUUAAGAAGUUAGACCUUCUGGAUCCGAGACCGAUUCGAAUGGCAAUUCAUCUAGAAAACAAGACGGUGAGAUUUCCAAUGGGGUAUGUGAGGACUUAUUGGUGA
This is a messenger RNA of Lactuca sativa (garden lettuce), 336 nucleotides long. RefSeq lists its product as uncharacterized. The record is from RefSeq and is a predicted model, not a curated record. Lineage: Eukaryota; Viridiplantae; Streptophyta; Magnoliopsida; Asterales; Asteraceae.